Morus notabilis is the source of this 1403-nucleotide messenger RNA. Its product is annotated as axial regulator YABBY 5. The record is from RefSeq and is a predicted model, not a curated record. The coding region runs from base 512 to 1099 and encodes 195 amino acids. The transcript is spliced from 7 exons. NCBI's taxonomy places the organism in Eukaryota, Viridiplantae, Streptophyta, Magnoliopsida, Rosales, Moraceae. Gene Ontology annotation, cellular component: nucleus. Gene Ontology annotation, biological process: multicellular organism development; abaxial cell fate specification; cell fate commitment.
AUUUUUUCAUAUUUGAUUAUUUUCUCCCAAGCUUAACCCUUACCCUAUUAUCUUAUAACCUUACCUUACUACAAUCUCAAUCUCUCUCUCACCCUUCUUACCCUCUUGGAAUCUCUUUCUCUCUCUUGGUUUUUAAUUCCCUCUAUCUUUCUUGCUUCUAUAUAUAUUGGCCAAUAUUAAGUUUUACUGUUGUGAUUCAUAGCCUGUCUUCAAAGCAAGCAGUUGAGAGAGAAAGAAAGAGAGAGAGACAGAGAUAGAGAGAGAGAAUAAAAAGGCUUUUGCUGCUUUGCUUUCUUUUCUCCCUGGCGUAUUUGAAAUUUCGCAAAAAUUUUGUUUGUUUUUUUUUUUUUUAUGAUUUGUCUUUUGCUUUUCUUUUCUUGCCUUCUUCUUGAGUAAAGAAAGCAGCAGUGCCUGAGAGAUCAUUGAUCAGUCUGGUGCCCUUUGGUUAUUAUUGCUCUCUGUUUGCUGAGAAAGAAAAGAAAAGAAAAGAAAAGAAAAAGAGAAAAACAACAUGUCGAGCUGCGUCGAUGUUGCGCCUGAGCAACUCUGCUACAUACCCUGCAACUUUUGCAAUAUUGUUCUCGCGGUGAGCGUUCCAUGCAGCAGCCUGCUCGACAUCGUGACGGUCCGAUGCGGGCACUGCACCAAUCUAUGGUCCGUCAACAUGGCCGCCGCGUUUCAGUCACUGUCGUGGCAACAAGAUCAUCAUCAUCAUCUGCAGGCACAAAAUUACAACUACAAUGUACCGGAUUAUCGGAUUGACUCAGGCUCUUCAUCACGAUGCAACGUUAACAAGCUUGCAAUGAGAGCUCCCAAUGCUAAUAAUGUCUCUGAGGAAAGGGUUGUGAACCGACCUCCCGAGAAGAGGCAGCGAGUCCCUUCUGCAUAUAAUCAGUUUAUAAAGGAAGAGAUUCAAAGAAUCAAGGCUAAUAAUCCUGAAAUUAGCCACAGGGAGGCCUUCAGUACUGCCGCUAAAAACUGGGCACACUUCCCUCACAUUCAUUUUGGGCUGAUGUUGAAGACCAACAACCAGACUAAGCUGGACAAUGGGUCUGAGAAGCAUCUUAUGCCAUCAAGAGCUGCAAAUGCGCUGAUGUGAUAUCUUGAUAAUAAGCAAGAGAAGUACUAGUACUCAAAAUUGAAAUCCAAGUUCUUUGAGUUUAUGAAUUGCUUCAAUUUCCAUGUGUUUGUUUGUAAGGACAUAAGUACUAUAUCUUUAUUCUCUCCCUACUUGUUACUAGUUACUUAGCGGAUGUUUAUCUCUAUCAUGACUUGAAGUAUCUAAAGCUACGUACGUGAUUUCCACUGUCAUCUUCCUCAGUUAACUCUUUAUACUGAAGAUUAGUGACAUUGUAAUAAAUUAUGUGUUUGUUAAUUAUUAAUCGUUCGUUUUUGUCGUCUCC